This is a messenger RNA of Microdochium trichocladiopsis, 555 nucleotides long. RefSeq lists its product as uncharacterized. Bases 304 to 528 code for a protein of 74 amino acids. The record is from RefSeq and is a predicted model, not a curated record. The transcript has a single exon. Lineage: Eukaryota; Fungi; Ascomycota; Sordariomycetes; Xylariales; Microdochiaceae.
CCCAGUCAGUUCAGAAAUCCGACCAUGCCCUUAGGCUUGCAUGGAGUGGCUGCAGACCACGGAAGCGGGGCAUCGAGCCAUGCCAGCUCUGUUUUUCUCAGGAUAGAUGAGCGCAUGCGGCUUCUGUGCCGCAUUGAACGGCUUGAUAUCCGGGUCCAGGAUUGAUCUCGUGUGGUUGUGAGCCUCUGGGCUCCGUCCUGAUGCAACAAUGCCUGGCCCCCACUUGCAGCAGAGGAGACGAAUUACGUUCUCUGCCUGGGUUGCGGAGGCGAUCCUUCCGGGCUUUUCCUGGCCCUGAUCUCGAUGAGUUAUCGUGUGGCCUUUGUGGUCUUGGGAGUCCUCGUCGGAUUCAUCAGACUCGGACUCGCCAUUGAAGCGCUCAUAGAAUUUGAACUUGGUCAGGAGCUCCGGAACAGACACGUUGGUGUCGAUGAUGUCAAUGUCUACAUGCACGUUGAAGUUUUUGCGUGCUUCAACGUGGCUGGGUCGAGUCUGCCGAGAGUUGCCUUGAAGGUGAAGAUGCGGUGAUGGUGGCCGACGAUUUGGAUCGUUUCA